AUGGGAUACACAAAAGCAUGGAGAUCAAGAGAGAAAGCUUUGCGUCUAGUAAGAGGGAACCCCAAUGAUUCAUAUCAAAAGUUGCCAAUGUAUCUUUACAUGUUGAAGCAAGCCAAUCCAGGAACAAUAACACACCUACUCACAGACAAGGAAGAUAGAUUCAAAUACCUAUACAUAGCUUUGUCUAACUCAAUCAAGGGUUGGAGAUACUCGAGGCCUAUAAUUGUUGUUGAUGGAACUUUCUUGAAAAAUGCACAUGGUGGUACCCUAUUUUCAGCAUCAACGUUAGAUUCAAACAACAACAUUUUCGUGUUGGCUUUUGGAAUAGCAGACUCUGGAAAUGAUAACUCAUGGCUUUAUUUCUUCUCCAAACUGAGAGACACCAAUGGAGAACCCGAAGGAUUGGCUAUAGUUUCUGACAUACAUAAGAGCAUAGACAAUGAAGUACAUAUGGUGUACCCAAAUGCUUUCCAUGGAGUUUGCAUGUUUCACUUGCUUGAUAAUUUGAAAAGCAAGUAUGGGAGCCAUGGAGAAGAGCUACAAAUGAAAUUCAUUGCAGCAGCAAAGGCAUACACAAAAACAGAAUGUGAACACUACAUGAGAGGCCUUGAUAGAAUUGACAGACGCAUUAGACCCUAUUUAGAAAAAGCCAAGUAUGAAACUUGGGCAAGAUCAUACUCGCCAAAAAAAAGAUACACCAUGAUGACAUCCAACAUUGCAGAAUCACUCAACGCUUCAAGAAAUCUCCCCAUUGAUAUCUUGGUUGAAUGCCUUAGAAGUUUGGUUCAAAAAUGGGUUUGGAACAACUCAAUUAAUGCAAACGGAACAUUCACAAAAGUCUCUACAUCAACAGAGAAUGAAUUGAGACAUGACAUUGUUUCAAAAAUGAAGUAUGAGGUCUUGCCUUUCAACACAAUAGAAUACCAAGUUCGUGAUCAAAAGGGGAUAAAUUUCACAGUAAAUAUACAUAAUAGAACAUGUACUUGCAAUAGGUUCCAAGAAGAUGAAAUUCCUUGUGGCCAUGCAGUAGCUGUCAUUGCAAAGAGAAACUUGAGUGUGUAUGAUUAUUGUGCAAAGUUCUACAAAAAAGAAAUGUUGAAAGCAUUGUAUCAAGAAAAUGUUCAUCCUUUGCCCCAUAAAGAUGAAUGA
Messenger RNA from Humulus lupulus (European hop), 1149 nucleotides. RefSeq lists its product as uncharacterized. The transcript has 3 exons. Lineage: Eukaryota; Viridiplantae; Streptophyta; Magnoliopsida; Rosales; Cannabaceae. Gene Ontology annotation, molecular function: zinc ion binding. The record is from RefSeq and is a predicted model, not a curated record. The coding region runs from base 1 to 1149 and encodes 382 amino acids.